This is a messenger RNA of Ilyonectria robusta, 1062 nucleotides long. RefSeq lists its product as uncharacterized. Gene Ontology annotation, molecular function: hydrolase activity, acting on carbon-nitrogen (but not peptide) bonds. The record is from RefSeq and is a predicted model, not a curated record. Bases 1 to 1062 code for a protein of 353 amino acids. Gene Ontology annotation, biological process: carbohydrate metabolic process. Lineage: Eukaryota; Fungi; Ascomycota; Sordariomycetes; Hypocreales; Nectriaceae. The transcript is spliced from 2 exons.
AUGAGGAAAGAGCUUGAACUCGGAGGUGCCCGAGUACAGGUCUCCCCCAUCGACCAUGGACCGGAGGCGACCGAGGCGUUCCAGAACGUCAUUAACAUGCUCCAGCACACAGCGGUAUUGGCUCAGGUCCCCCGAGGAGUCCCGGGGGCUCGCCGGAAUGUCAAGGUGCUAGUAUCAGUCGAUUUCGAUGCAAUAUCUGCCUGGAUGGGCACCGGACAACAUCCCCGCAACUGCCUUUCGGACUUCUCGACGGGCAUCUUUGCUGGCCGCGUCGGAGUGAGCCGCCUGCUCAGUUUGUUUGCACGCCUGGGCGUGUCCGACAAGGUGACUUGGUUCAUACCAGGCCACUCCAUGGAGACGUUCCCCGCGGAAACGAGGUCCAUCGUGGACUCCGGCGCGGAGAUUGCACUGCACGGAUACUGUCACGAGGAUUGCACGCAGCUCGACUCGAAGCAGGAGGAGGACAUCUUGGACAAAUGCAUCACCCUCGCCGAGUCCCUGACGGGGAAACGUCCACUCGGAUUCCGAGCCCCCCUGUACCGGCUCCGCCAUGAAACGAUCACGUUGCUCGAGCGCAAGGGGUUUCUCUACGACUCAUCCCUGAGCGGGCACGACGCUCAAAUCUAUCUUCUUGACGGCGGCUUCUCUCUUGCUACUGUAGACUAUUCUCAACCCGCACACACGUGGAUGCAUCCGUCUGCCCAACCACAGUCUACUACCGUCGUCGAGAUUCCUGCCAACUGGUACAUGGAGGACAUGACGCCUUUACAGUUCUUGCCCAACGUGACGAAUUCUCACGGCUUUGUUCCAGCCCCUUCCAUCGAACAGAUGUGGAAAGACCGCUUCACCUGGCUCUGGAACUGGGGAGCGGACGGUGCCGGGCCCGGAGACUUCGUAUUCCCGCUGGUCUUGCAUCCCGAUACAUCAGGAAUGGCACAUGUUGCUGGAACAAUUGAGAGCAUGCUCCUGUGGCUCAAGGCUUGGGGUCCGCAGGUGGAGUUUGUAACGUACGAGAAGGCAGCAAGGGGAUUCUUGCAGCAGACCGAUGUCGUAGAGGCAUAG